Messenger RNA from Cynocephalus volans (Philippine flying lemur), 2132 nucleotides. RefSeq names its product CLN5 intracellular trafficking protein (gene CLN5). The transcript has 4 exons. NCBI's taxonomy places the organism in Eukaryota, Metazoa, Chordata, Mammalia, Dermoptera, Cynocephalidae. Gene Ontology annotation, molecular function: hydrolase activity, acting on glycosyl bonds. Gene Ontology annotation, biological process: lysosome organization. Gene Ontology annotation, cellular component: lysosomal membrane; lysosome. The record is from RefSeq and is a predicted model, not a curated record. The coding region runs from base 32 to 1108 and encodes 358 amino acids.
GGGAGGCGCCGGAAGCAGCGGGAGCCGCCUUAUGGCGCAGGCCGGGAACGCCGGCCCGGGGGCCGAGGGGCUGCGGGGCGCGGGCGCGGCCCCGGGGCGCGCGCCAUGGCGCUGGGCCCUGGCGCUGUUCUGGCUGACGGCCACUGCGGGUCGGCCCCGCGAAUCUGGUGGCCCCUCCCGGCGCCACUGGCCUGUGCCCUACAAACGCUUUUCCUUCCGUCCAGAGCCAGAUCCUUAUUGCCAAGCUAAGUACACUUUCUGUCCAACUGGUUCACCUAUCCCAGUUAUGAAGGGUGAUGAUGUCAUUGAAGUCUUUCGAUUACAAGCCCCAGUAUGGGAAUUUAAAUAUGGAGACCUCCUGGGACACUUGAAGAUUAUGCAUGACGCCAUUGGAUUCAGGAGUACAUUAACUGGCAAGAACUACACAAUGGAAUGGUAUGAACUUUUCCAGCUUGGCAACUGCACAUUUCCCCAUCUCCGACCUGAAAUGGAUGCCCCUUUCUGGUGUAAUCAAGGAGCUGCCUGUUUUUUUGAAGGAAUUGAUGAUAUUCACUGGAAGGACAAUGGGACGUUAGUUCUAGUAGCGACUAUAUCAGGAAACAUGUUUAACAAAAUGGCAAAGUGGGUGAAACAGGACAAUGAAACAGGGAUUUAUUAUGAGACAUGGACUGUUCAAGCCAGCCCAGAAAAAGAAGCAGAGACCUGGUUUGAAUCCUAUGACUGUUCCAAAUUUGUGUUAAGGACAUAUGAGAAGUUGGCUGAACUUGGAGCACCGUUCAAGAAGGUAGAAACCAACUAUACAAGAAUAUUUCUUUACAGUGGAGAGCCUACUUAUUUGGGAAAUGAAACAUCUGUUUUUGGGCCAACAGGAAACAAGACUCUUGCUUUAGCCAUAAGAAGAUUUUAUUACCCCUUCAAACCAUAUUUGUCAACUAAAGAAUUCCUGUUGAGUCUCUUGCGAAUUUUUGAUGUAGUGAUUAUGCACAGACAGUUCUACUUGUUUUAUAAUUUUGAAUAUUGGUUUUUACCUAUGAAAUUCCCUUUUAUUAAAAUAACGUAUGAAGAAAUCCCUUUACCUAACAGAAACAAAACGUUCCUUGGUUUCUAAAAUGUUAGGGCUGGCCAGUUAGCUCAGUCGGUUAGAACACAGUGUUAUAACACCAAGGUCAAGGGUUCGGAUACCAGUGUCGGCCACAAGCAAAAAAAAAAAAAAGUAUAUAUAUAAAAACCUUAAUUCUACUGCUCUUUUUUCUGUAACCACCAGCAUCUCAGUUUUUCAGGAGGUAAUUUUAUAUUUGUAUAUAUUGUGGAUUUCCUAGCCUUUAUUCCUUGGGGCAUAAGGGAAAAUGCGUGUAGGCAGAACUGCUGCAUAUUAUCUCAGGACUUUUCCCUUGCUAUAUUGGUCAAAGUGAGCACAUUAGGUGAUCAUCGUUACAAUUUCCAAGCCUUUGUUGAUAUGGAGAAUUAUGGUUCAUAUCAGAUAUGUAGGAUCUUUGGACCCAAAAUUUUAAAAUUGUGGAUUUAGAGUGCCAAGAUUUUAGAAAUACUCUCAGUGACAAUUUUUUUCAUGGUGGGAGCUACUUUUUCUGGUUUGGAAGUUUACACUUUUUCACUUAAGUGUUUUUUGGAAGUUUAGACUAACUUUCCACCUUUCAUAACUUUUAGAACCGUGUCUAGCAGUCUGAUUGCAUUCCAGCCACUUAACUUUAAGGACUUGUUUGGAUACCAUAGCUGGAGUGGUUGUGCUUCCAGAUGUGGUAAAUACAGUGUUAAAGAGCACAGAUUUCUGGCUAGCAUUUUGGAUCUAGCUAGUAACUUAACUUUUGUGAUUUAAGCAACUUAAUAUCUCUGAGCCUUAGUUUCCUUAUCUCUAAAAUGAUUCAUCUGUCAGGGUUGCUGUAAAGAUUAAAAUCAUGUAUGCUUGGCAUAGUAAGGUCACAGUGAAUGGUAGCUAUAAUGAUUAAUCACAGAACACACUGUCAUCCUUGAUCUUUCCUAAUGUAGUUUUGUGCCAUUCUUUCCUCAUUUGAACUGAUAGCGUGGUGCUUCAGCGGUUUUUCAGACAUCUGGGGCAAGUAAGUAUCUGGCUGCAGACAAUGCAUGGAGAGACAGGUACUUUCUGACUCCUUCAC